AUGAGCCCACCGUCGGGAAAUAACCACCACUACAAACCAAUAGAGAACUAUGGUGUGAUAGGGAAUAUGCACACCGUUGCGCUUGUUUCUCGCCAUGGCGCUUCUAUUGAUUUUUUUUGCUAUCCGGAUUUUGAUUCGCCGACUGUGUUUGCACGCCUUUUGGACCAUGCAAAGGGCGGUUUUUUUGAGAUUCUGCCCUCAGAUUGCGCUGUGUUUCAUCCGCGCCUUCAAUCAAUAUACGGAUGCACCCCAAGGACCGGACAAAAAAUACGCACAAAGCAGCUCUAUUUGCCAUCUUCAAAUAUCCUCGUCACGCGGUUUUCAGGUAAAGAAGGUAUUUCGCAAGUGACCGAUUUAAUGCCUGUCAAGGAGAGUGGAGCGGCUUCGCAUCCAUGGAUAAUUAGAAAGUUGGAGUGCAUUCGAGGCCCUGUCUCCAUAGACGUCAGGAUAUGUCCUGCCUUCGACUAUGCGCGAUCUGGACAUACGCUAUAUCGCUGUGAUCUGCACAAUAGAAUAUUGUUUGAAAGCCGCUUUAUGACAAUGGAGCUAUGCUGGGUCCUUCAGAGGCCUUCUGAUCAUGAAGGGAGCAUAUGCAGAUCUCACAUUCAGCACGGAGGGCGACUCGAUUGUUCUUGCUCUUCGCCUACUGCAUUUUCGAUCUGGAAAGUUGAGGAUAAAGAUAAGCGGAGGCCUGGGUCCAUGGCUACUUUUACCCUUGUUGAGGGCCAAUCCAUGCUGUUUGUCCUACGUGACAUUAGCAAUCCCACUGAGCGUGCAAAAGUAGAUUCUCCAUCGUACACGUACCUCUUGGACCUUAUUGGCGGGACACUUUCCUUUUGGCAUUCAUGGAUUGCAGGUUGCACAUACAAGGGCCGUUGGCGGGAGAUCGUGCACCGCUCUGCUUUGCUUUUGAAGUUGCUUACAUACGCACCUACAGGCGCCAUCAUUGCCGCUCCAACAUUUGGGCUGCCAGAAGAAAUUGGUGGCCUCCUGAAUUGGGAUUAUCGAUUCACUUGGAUUAGAGAUGCAGCUUUCACUGUAUACGCCUUUCUCCGCAUCGGUUUCAAAGAAGAGGCGGUUCAAUUUAUGGAAUUCAUCGCUAGACGUUGCAUGGAAAUCGGGACAUCAGAAGGUUCCUCAUCACUGCAAGUUUUGUAUGAUAUUCGUGGCAAGUCGCCUUCGGCGAUGAUCUGCUCAUAUCGAGCGCGUUCACAUUGGUAUCCGGAGCAAGUGAAUCCCGAUUUGGAAAAUAAGACUCCCCCCCCUCUCAUGCGCUCUUAUUCUCCAAAAGAAAAUUCACCAAGUUCUGUAGAAUUUUCUGCGACACUGCGUGCACUCUACUUGGAAGAUAACGAAUGUGAAAUCAUACUCCCUCAUUUGGAUGGGUAUUGCGGCAGCAAACCCAUACGAAUCGGAAAUGCUGCUUAUAACCAGACGCAGACAGACGUUUACGGGGAACUUAUGGAUGCCAUCUACUUGGUUGAUAAGUGGGCACGUCCCCUCUCCUAUGAUUACUGGAACGUUAUUAGACGCACUCUGAUACCGCAGGUGUUGGCCACAUGGCAUUUGCCGGAUCAUGGCAUCUGGGAGCUCCGGCACGGUCAACGUCAUUACACAUAUUCCAAGGUGAUGUCAUGGGUCGCCCUGGAUCGCGCAAUUCGCCUUGCUGCAAAGCGGUCAUUUCCAUCAGAAGCAGAGAGCCUCUGGCGCCCUGCUCGCGAUGCUCUCUUCGAGGAGGUGAUGGAGCGCAGUUGGAGCAAGGAGCGUCAGGCUUUCGUUCAAUACUACGGUUCUAACGAUCUGGAUGCUUCCUCAUUAGUGAUGCCACUUGUAUUCUUUCUCUCCCCCCUCGAUCCCAAGUUUCUUUCUACUCUCAGAGAGACCCUAAAGCCUACGCGCAUGGGUGGCCUAACGGCGAACAAUCUGUGUUUUCGGUGGUCUUUUUUGGAAUCUUCAUCUCCAGUGAGAUUGCCUCAAACUUUGGUCCCUUUAGCUUCAGAUGAUAAUGCUGCCGCAAAUGUAGACUCCAUUGUUCCCGUUGUUGAUAGCAUUGUUCCCGUUGUUGAUAGCAUUGUUCCCGUUGUUGAUAGCAUUGUUCCCGUUGUUGAUAGCAUUGUUCCCGUUGUUGAUAGCAUUGUUCCCGUUGUUGACAGUACGGCUCCUGUAUUGCUUGAAAAUACGAUUGACGCGGCAAUGAUCUUGAAGAACGAGGGCACCUUUAAUCUCUGCUCCUUCUGGCUGGUAGAGGCAAUGGCCAGGGCGGGUUCAAAGGCAAUGCUCAACGAUAAGCACUUUCUUGAUCUGGCUGUUCUCAAAUUUGAAGAUAUCAUUGGGUAUGCGAAUCACUUGGGGCUUUUUUCAGAGGAAAUUUCGCCCAGCGGCGAAGCGCUUGGAAACUUUCCACAGGCAUUUACUCAUCUGGCCCUAAUCAGCGCUGCGUUUAACAUUGACCGGAACCUUGACGAACAGCACUAA
This is a messenger RNA of Mitosporidium daphniae, 2475 nucleotides long. RefSeq names its product glycoside hydrolase 15-related protein. Gene Ontology annotation, molecular function: hydrolase activity, hydrolyzing O-glycosyl compounds. The transcript is spliced from 3 exons. Bases 1 to 2475 code for a protein of 824 amino acids. The record is from RefSeq and is a predicted model, not a curated record. NCBI's taxonomy places the organism in Eukaryota, Fungi, Microsporidia. Gene Ontology annotation, biological process: carbohydrate metabolic process.